AUGAAGAAGGUCUUUUCUGAAAAGCUUUCGCCGUCAUCGCCAACGCUCUCAUCAGCGGUGAAUUUUCUAGCACCUCCAAGGAACAUAUUCUCUGAUAGUUCUAGUACGAUUGGUAGUGACAAGGGUUCUGGUAAAUCGAGAUCCAGAUCUUCCUCAUUUGGACGCAUCUUCAGUAAUUCAAGUGAUAAUGGGAGUAAAGAGAAGGCUGCAGCUUCAUUGCCCAAGGAACAGACAGUGAACACACUUUCUCCCGAAUUGGUACCUAUCGUGACUUUGUUAUCAGCACAAAGUCAUAGAAGGUACCAAGAAGGAGUUUUCCUGAUCUUGAAAGACUUGAAGAGUGAUGGUUCUCCUGCUGAUAGAGUUUGGAAAGAGGUUUUCGGUUUGCUAAUAGGGACACAGUUAGCACUGUGGGAUGCAACUGAGUUGGCGAAAAAUGGGAAUGAUGCUGAAAAACUGAUGAACGCGACGUUGAAACCAACGUAUGUCAAUUUCACAGAUGCACAGUUAAGGGUACUUGAUCCCUCUGACACAAGCUUGCAAGGGCCAAAUUCAUCUAAGAAAAACGUUGACAACACUAUUGUUGUAUCAACGACUCUAAAAAACAGGUACUUCUUGCAGUUCUCCGACAGAGAAUCAUUCCAAAAGUGGGUCUCAGCGUUCAGGCUUUCUGCAUUUGAAUUUACACUUUUACAAGAGGCUUAUACUGGUGCAUUUUUAUCGACUAGAGGUGCCAAGUUGAGUGACAUUCGUGUUAUUUUAGCUGACACUAAGUUCGAUUAUGAGGACUGGGUCAGCGUUAGAUUUGGUGCAGGUAUGCCAUGGAAACGUUGUUAUGCAGUUAUCUCACAACCUACCAAGAAGAAUAAAGAGGGAAAGAAAAAAUAUGUUGGGGAAAUUAAUUUCUAUGAAAAUGAGAAAAAAACAAAGAAAACUAAAGCCAUGGCUACCGUCACCAACGCAUAUGCAGUUUAUGCCAUUUAUCCUCAGUCUCCUGUUCUAAUUGAUACAUCAACUAUGAUCAAAUUAGAAGGCCUGAUCUCGUUUGGUAAGAAAGAUACUCCCAAAGACACUGAUAUUUUCGUCAUGCCCGAAAAGCAUUAUGCUGUUCCAGGUUACGAUACUAUUAUUCGUUUCUUAAUCCCAACGAUGAAUGCUUUCAAUUUGUACGGUAGACCUAAGAGACUAAUUGCAAAUAAAGACGAUCCAUCUUCUUUACUAUUCGCGUUACCUACAUUACCCCAUAUUCAUUAUUUACAGGUUGAUGAUGUAUUAUCUUUGACUAAACGGUCGGGCAGUAGUCAAUGGAAUAUCCAGGAUUGGCGUCAACAGAUGAAAGAGUUAUUAUCUAAAAAACAAUCUAGUGGUUAUACUGGAUGCGGAUCAUCAACUGGCCUAAUGGGAGCCUUGUCUUCUCCAGCUAUUGGUGCUGGAGAGUUGUUCGAUCAUACACCUAACUCCCCUAGCUUCCUUUCUGCUCAACGGUUCGUCAGCACCCCUAUUGAUACUAAAUUUGAGCCUCAAAACACAUCUCCAUUGAGAAAUGAUGCAGCUAAAGACACUGUUAUCUCUGCACCAAAGCUUUCAUUAAACGAUUCAGCUGUCCCAAUGAUUAAUCCUGACUCUUCUGAAGAGGCGAUGCACAAUUCCCUGUCAGCAAUGGACAACACCAGGUCAUUUUCAAUUCCAAUACAACAAAACCCUACCUUCGAAGAUCAAAUUCAGUCAAGGUCUGUUGAAGGUAAAGAAGCCAAGAGAGUUGUAUCAUCUAUCGAUAUCCAGGACUCUAACUAUGACAGGUUCAUUCAACCUAAACCAAUAGUUUCUUCUUCCAAGCCACGGAACAAUCAAGUCCCUGACAAUCGUUCGAGACUUUCGGACUUGAGCCAGAUUUACGAUAAUUAUGGUUCAAACAGCAAUGGUCCUUAUUCCCAAGGUGGAAAUGAUUUCGAUAGGUCCUUUGAUUCUCAGAACUCUUUGAUUAAGGAUGCAUCCAGUGCUUACAAUGAAUACACAGGUUCACCUACCAUAAAGAAGUUUGAUAUUUCUAACGUCAAUGCCACUGGUAGCGAUGAUGUACUCGAGGAUUUCUAUCAACUGAGUAAACAAAUUUCUUCGUUAAGUGUUGUAGACAAGCCUCGUACAGCCAAUGAAAAAAGUGAUGAUUUUGACUUUGCCAAUGCUGACACUGGAUAUGAAGCUCCAUCGGACAAUGUCUUUGACCCUGAUUAUAUGGAAGAAAAUGAUAUGCUUGAUAUGGAAUCUAAAUUUACUCAAGAAGAUUAUAAAAAUGUUUCGACAGAUAGUUUGAACUCUGAUAAGUAUUAUGAAGCAAAUGAUAACAUCCAAAACAGAGGAGCACAGAAUAGAGAAUUCUCUCCUAACCCGUACCUUGACAGCCAUUCAUAUCAAAACUCGAGAAAGCCGCCAGUUCACAUACCAAGAUCAAAACCUGUUCCGCUACAGCCUCAAUUACAUCCUCAACAAGGUCCUCCCUACAGCAUGCCAAGAAAUCCCACUGCAGCAGUUAGGACUCAAAAUCCCUAUGUACAACAAUCCAACGCACCUCCAGCGGGGUACGUAAACGGUCAUCAAGGUAAUGCUGCUCCUCAAAGAAUUCCACCAAAGGGAUUAGGAUACUCAAGGGCGCCUAACGCACCACAGCAGCUACCUUCAAAGGGAUAUGAAAAGCGUCCUCCGCAACUGCAGCAGAUCUCUCCUCAACAGUACAGACAUCAAAAUCAGGGACAGCAAAUGGGUACGCAUAAUCCAUACGGAAAUCCUGGCAGACCAAUGCCCAACCAGCAGUUUCCACAUAGUCCUAACCAGCAGCAGCAUCCACCUGGUCAACAGUACCAACAAUAUCUUCCUCAGCAGUAUCCACCUCAACAAUAUCCUCCUCAGCAAUAUUCGCAGAAAUAUUCUGCUCCCCAUGAAAACUCAAGGCAGGCCCUGAACGCACAAUUCAAUGCACCAAAAUCUCCAGCAAAUGGAGGUUUCUCCCAGUUUAUGCCUCCAUCACAAGGCAGUAAUAACCCAUAUUCAAACUAA
This is a messenger RNA of Kluyveromyces lactis, 3051 nucleotides long. It is a transcript of the gene SKG3, whose product is annotated as Skg3p. Bases 1 to 3051 code for a protein of 1016 amino acids. The record is from RefSeq and is a predicted model, not a curated record. The transcript has a single exon. Lineage: Eukaryota; Fungi; Ascomycota; Saccharomycetes; Saccharomycetales; Saccharomycetaceae.